CCUCCGACCUCUUCGCGCGGUCCCCUUCGCUCCACGCUCGCGGCGGCGCCGCCCGCGCCUCUCCACCCGAAGGAUCCUAUGGCGGUGGCGUCGCGCGCUUCCGCUUCGAUCAUUGCAGGUCUCACAGGUGCUCUUCGAGCAGCAUCUAGAGGAUUUUCUCCUCAGUUAUGCAACUUCCAUGCAUCAAUAAAUAGAGGACUUCUCCAUAGAAGGAAAAUACAACUCCAUUUUAUAUGCUCUUUUCGCUCCAUUCAAGCAAGAAAUAACCACUCGUCAGCUGUUGCCCCUAAGGACUAUUGCGAAACUUACAUCCAGUUUCUAAGAGAUAAACAGAUAGUACCUGAGUCGGAUCCUCCAAGCGAUAAGGAUGUGGACCUACUUUACCGGUUUAUUGAUCAGAGCAAAAAGCUCAUGGUGUUAACUGGAGCAGGAAUGAGCACUGAAUCAGGAAUUCCUGAUUAUAGGAGCCCUAAUGGUGCUUACAGUUCUGGAUUUAAACCACUCACUCAUCAGGAGUUUGUACGUUCUAUUAGAGCCCGAAGGCGGUAUUGGGCUAGGAGCUAUGCUGGAUGGAGAAGGUUCAGGAGAGCUCAACCAAACUCAGCCCAUUAUGCUCUUGCAUCACUGGAGAGAAUUGGUCGUGCACACUCAAUGGUUACUCAAAACGUGGAUAGGUUGCACCAUCGCGCUGGGAGUAAGCCAGUUGAAUUACAUGGAAGUGUGUAUGAGGUAGUAUGUUUAGACUGCGGUACAUCCAUUGACCGAGAAUCAUUUCAGGAGCAGGUCAAGGACCUCAACCCAAAGUGGGCUCUAGCUAUUGACAGUUUGGAAGUAGGACAACCAGGUUCAGACAAAAGUUUCGGAAUGCAGCAGCGACCUGAUGGUGAUAUUGAGAUUGAUGAGAAGUUCUGGGAACAAGAUUUUGAUAUUCCUGGUUGCAAUCAAUGUGGUGGAGUGCUCAAACCUGAUGUUGUGAUGUUUGGUGAUAAUGUUCCUGAAGACAGAGCUGAAAGCACUAAGGAGGCUGCAAGAAAUUGUGAUGCUCUUCUUGUAGUUGGUUCAGCACUAAUGACAAUGUCUGCUUUUAGGCUUGCAAGGCUUGCACAUGAAGCGAAUGCUCCAAUUGCGGCGAUCACCAUUGGUGAGACCAGGGCUGAUAGUAUCUUGUCCUUGAAAAUUAAUGCGAGAUGUGGGGAGAUACUUCCAAGGAUACUUCAGAUGGGAAGUCUAGCUGUACCAAACGUAAGUUGAGCACGGUGGUGCUGUGUACUCAUCUUUGUUGGACGCCAUGUUGUCGUGUAAGAACAAUCUACCGUUGUGUGCUCCAAUUGUGAGUCCGUCUGAUCCCUGUUACUCUGGCCUGGGUUGUAACUUUUAAACUCUCCCUACCUAUGAUGAAAUAGCAGAGCUCCUGCUUCCUAUUCAAGAAAAUGCAAGAACAAUCUUUGGAGAACCAAGUUUCAAGGGAAGACGAUGUGAUGAAAGACUACACUUUUAACUAGACUAAUUAAGUUCUGUUCAACUGGGCAGACUAUCAUCUCCAAUCCUGUUUGCAACAGGAUGGGCGCGUUAACUUUGUUAUUGUAAAUGUAAACCUUUUUCAUUGACAAUUCAUUCGAAAUUAUCUAUAGAAAUGGAUGUCCCAAACUGAUUUAUGCUUGGAUAGUCCACUGUAAUUUGUAAACGAAGUUGAAAAACGUUUCUGGUUCGGAUCGUUGGAUUCACGCGGUCUAUCAUCAAAUGUUGA
Molecule: messenger RNA, 1747 nt
Organism: Oryza brachyantha (malo sina)
Lineage: Eukaryota; Viridiplantae; Streptophyta; Magnoliopsida; Poales; Poaceae
Product: NAD-dependent protein deacylase SRT2
Exons: 11
Coding region: 79-1251 (390 amino acids)
Molecular function (GO): NAD+ binding; NAD-dependent protein lysine deacetylase activity
Source: RefSeq, a predicted model, not a curated record